Messenger RNA from Penicillium cinerascens, 747 nucleotides. Its product is annotated as acetate uptake transporter family protein. Gene Ontology annotation, cellular component: plasma membrane. Bases 1 to 747 code for a protein of 248 amino acids. The record is from RefSeq and is a predicted model, not a curated record. The transcript is spliced from 4 exons. Lineage: Eukaryota; Fungi; Ascomycota; Eurotiomycetes; Eurotiales; Aspergillaceae. Gene Ontology annotation, molecular function: acetate transmembrane transporter activity.
AUGAACUCCAACGACUUUGCAAAGACAAACUCAAAAGAAGGGCAUGAGCUGGCUUCUUCACCUUCAGCAAGCCACCUUGAACGUCUACACACUGCAGGCGGACAUGUCGAAGAUCGAAGUCAACCUGCUCUUCCAGUGUAUCAUCGCACAUUUGCGAGUCCCUCCCCAUUGGGACUGAUAUCAUUUGCUACGGAUAUGUUCCUGAUCUCUGUAUUCGGCUUGCACGCCAGAGGAAUCACCGCUCCAAAUGUGAUGAUUGGUUGUUUGAUCUUCUACGGCGGUGUCGGUCAAUUUAUUGCUGGAAUUAUGGAAUUCAUUACAGGGAACACGUUCGGUGCCACCGUCUUUUCAUCCUAUGGAGCCUUCAAUUUGUCCUACGCAAUGAUUUAUCUUCCCGGAACAGGCAUAAUGGCAGCAUACACGGACUCAACUACCGGUGCGGUAGAUGAUAGCUUCGAUCAGGCUCUGGCGAUCUACGUGUGGGCAUGGUUUAUUGUCACGGUAUUGUUCACUAUUGGCGCAAUGAGGUCGUCUUGGAUUCUCUUCCUUGCCCUGGCCUUUUUGGACAUAUGUCUCAUUUUACUGGCGUGUGGCUUUAUGGUCCAAAUGAAUAGCCUUCUUACCGCCGGAUACUCAGUGGGACUACUGGUGUCCGCUCUUGCUUACUGGGCUGGAUGUGCUGGAUUAUGGGCUGGUGGAGUUACGCCAAUCAAUUUGCCUACAUUCAGCAUGUAUUCGGCAGUUUAA